CUUGCAGAAUUCGUAUUCCUCUUGUCAGAAAAGUGGCACUUGGACCAGUCAACGAAAUACCAGGCGGUGGAGUUGGUCGAAAGGUUUAUGAUCAAGCACGUAGAACAAAUCUGUAAGUCCUCCAGAGAGAGUGAUAAAAGCUGUGAACGAGGACAGGGGAGCAGCUGGAGCUCUCUGAAGGAUCAGAUAUGUGACACGUUUGUCCUGCGACUGGUGUCGUGCGUUCAGCUCGCCAGCAAACUUUCCUUGCACUAUGAUAUAGUUAACAGCGACACAGCUUUAAAAUUUCUGCAGUCCUUAAGGCUCUCCUACACUAAACAGGAAUUGCUCGAGUCAGAGCUUGCUGUUUUAAAAACUCUGCACUUCCAGGUCAAUGUGCCAACGCCUUUGGCUUAUGUGGAGUUGCUUCUGGAGGUCUUGGGGCACAACGGCUGCCUGCUUCCUGCAAAGCCCUUACAUCAGACGUGUGUGCAACUGCUAGACUUCACCUAUCUCACCAGAGAUACCAUCUACAGCACUUUGUUGGAGAUGGCCAUCGAGAAUUCCACACUGAGCAGACUGCAGCUAGCAAAGUUUUUGGCAGUGAAGGAAGAUUUCAUGCUCUUGGGUGUUGGAAUCAUCAGCACAAGCGUGUUCAUACAGGAGCCUGAGUUCUGGCCGCAGGUUGUGGAGCAUUUAAACUGGAUCACUGGCAUUGCUUCACAAAGCAUCUUAGACUUCUCUUACGCAGUGCUGAGACACAUCGUGGGCAGCCGCACUCCGCAGCAGCACUGUUAG
Molecule: messenger RNA, 777 nt
Organism: Merops nubicus (carmine bee-eater)
Lineage: Eukaryota; Metazoa; Chordata; Aves; Coraciiformes; Meropidae
Gene: CNTD1
Product: cyclin N-terminal domain containing 1
Exons: 6
Biological process (GO): reciprocal meiotic recombination
Cellular component (GO): site of double-strand break
Source: RefSeq, a predicted model, not a curated record